Musca domestica (house fly) is the source of this 1003-nucleotide messenger RNA. RefSeq names its product venom allergen 5-like. The coding region runs from base 103 to 978 and encodes 291 amino acids. The transcript is spliced from 5 exons. The record is from RefSeq and is a predicted model, not a curated record. Lineage: Eukaryota; Metazoa; Arthropoda; Insecta; Diptera; Muscidae.
AAAUGUAGUGAAAUUUAGUGGCGAAUAUUUUCUCCUUUGAAGUCAUUACCGAAAUUUGAAGUUUUGUGGCAAAAACCAGGUCAAAACCAAAAUAACCCAAAAAUGUCUUUGAAAUUAAUUUCCUCCCAUUUUUUCUGCAAAAUUUUAUUGAUGGCAUUAUCAAUUAAUUUCCCAGCUGCUGGAAACUAUCAACAAUAUCAAUUUCAAUUACCCCUGGAAACGGAACAUUUAUGUCCCGCCGAAAAUUACAAAUGUGCCGAUAAUAAAAGUCAUUUUCUUUGUGAGGAGCAGUCCGUGGAACCCUGUUCCAAUUACCAGCAUGUGCAGCUAACAAAUGAAUGGAAACGUAUCUUCAUAGCUGGCCAUAAUGGCAUACGCAACAAGGUGGCCGAAGAUUGGCAUAUUGCCAAUAUGAAUUUGGUGCACUGGAGUCGUGAUUUGGAAACCAUGGCCAUGCUGUAUUUACAAACCUGUCAGAUAAACAAAGACCACUGCCUGAUAGUCGGCGAACAACGACUAAGAGUUGCCCAAAACUAUUGCCUCAGACGUCGUUUAGCCAAACGUUGGCCCGGACGGGUUGUACGUUCAUGGUAUUUAGAAAUUGGUUAUAAUAUCAACACCAUCGAAGAAUAUCUAUUGGAAAAUAAUGCCACAACAAUGGAGAAUUUUUCCCAAAUGAUAUGGCCUUCAGUGGAAUUUGUGGGCUGUGGAGCCGGCAGUAUUGCUCCUGCACUUUACCUCAUAGUUUGCUAUUAUUAUCCGGCUUAUAAUGCCACCCAGUUGAGCCAUGAAUUCCUUGCGGGUACACCCUGUUCCAGGUGUAGGCAGAAUCGUAAUGUUUGUUCCAUGGAUUUUCUGGGAUUGUGUGGUAUAGAUAUUGACAUGUCUGGAGCGACAAAAAUAUUCUAUUUCAAUUUUUUAAUAAUUUCCAAUAUAUUAUUUUAUAUUUAUUAUUAUUAUUUAGUAUCAUUACUUUAAUAUUCUAUAAUUUAAGAAUUUAAAA